UUUCAUAUAAAUAUCAUCCCGAAAUGUUUGUUCGGCAUCAGUCCUUUACGUGACUUCAUUUGAUCUACAGAGAUCUUCUCUCCACCAAACACCCCGAAUUAGUCUGACUCGUCCAAUUGACGAGAUACCAUCUUCUUAAAUUCAGGAUCAAAUCAGAAGACAAUGAAUAAAUUUUCGAUAUUUAUCGCGCUUUUUGUCGCAAGCCAUGUCUGCGUGGCUCAAAACGGCUACAAUUACCAACGCCCCGAAGGCCCGAGCACCGUAUCACCACUCCGUCCAGGCUCACAAGGUGGAUUUGGAACAUCACCCGCUUUCCCAUCUCCAUCAUCGGCAUUCCCAACAGGUGCGGGCGCAACCACCCCAGCAUACAGUUCAACAGGCUACCCAAGUGCAGGUCGUCCUACUGGCGGUGCUCAAUUCCCCAUUGGACCAUCAACCGGCACUGGCGGAUUCCCUGGUCAGGUUGAUGGUGGUGUAACCCCAUCUGCCCCUGGAUUUGGAUCAACACCAGCUGGCGGUGCACCAGGUUUUGGAACCUCCCCCGGUGGACGCCCAGGAUUUGGAGGACGACAAGGAGCUGGCCCAACUGGACCUACCGGGCCUACUGGAUCGACUGGCCAACCAGGAUUCCCAACUGGAGCGGGUGUCACUGGACCAGCAAGACCAGGAUUUCCAGGAACAGGAUUGUCAACUCCAACCGGACCAGCUGGUGUUGGAUUCCCAGGUGCUCGCCCAGGAACUACUGGAUUCCCAGGAGCAGGUGGAGCUGGUGGACAAUUUGGUGGAUCGCAAGAUGAUGGAUCAUACGAUGGUGAUUACUCAGCUAUUCCCGGCGAACCAGGACAGGACUAUCCAAUCUACUCAGAAAUCCCACAAACAUCAUUUGAUUGCAACGCCCAACAAUGGCCAGGAUACUAUGCUGAUGUUGAAGCUCAAUGCCAAGUUUUCCACAUCUGCGCCUUGAACAGGACCUACGAUUUCCUUUGCCCCAACGGUACAAUCUUCAGUCAGGAACAUCUUGUCUGCGUAUGGUGGAAUCAAUUCGACUGCCAAAGCGCUCCAUCUUUGUACGGAAACAACGCUUACAUCUAUGAUUACUCACAAACAGGACAACAGGCUGGAGGCUUCGCUGGUGCCCAAGGACAAAUUGGUAUCCCAUCCGCACCAGGUACACAAGGACAAACAACUGCUUUCCCAGGGGCCGGCCAGCGCCCAGGCACUGCAGGUGUAGGAGGAUUUCCAUCUACUGGACGCCCAUCUGGACCUAGCUCAUCGUUCCCAGGAACUACCGGACCACAAGGACCAUCCUCCAGCUACCCCGGCGCAACAGGACCACAAGGACCAAGUGGCCCAGCAUAUACAGGAGCAACUGGACCUCAAGGCCCAUCCACAUCAUAUCCAGGAGCAACCGGACCACAAGGACCAUCAACAGUUUACCCAGGAGCAACUGGCGCUGGACAAACUCCCGGUUUUGCUGGAUCCACUACUGCCCCUGGAUUUCCAGGAUCUCAAGGACCAGGCGGUCCAGCAACCAGUGGAUUCCCAACAACCGCUCGACCUGGUUUCCCGAUCCAAGACAACUCGCAAUUCCCCUCAGUUACCCCACAGGCACCAACACGGGAAUAUUUACCACCUCGAAGGUCGUAAAAGAUUAACGUGUUAUAACGCAAUCAUUUUUAAGUCUCAUCUGGUACUGACCGGGUCGUUGAAAUCCUUGUCUACUUCCUCAUCGUAACUUCAAGUGGAAUAUUCACAAACUUGCGUCGAGCACUGAAGUGUUCAAAACUAAACACUGCGCGAUGCAUAUAGCAUUCCACUUGGAUUCUCUUGCAUUUAUUAUCUUUAUUACUUUAAUUUAGCAAUCAUUCCCACAAACAUACGAUACGGAGGCUCCUAAGAUAUGAUAAGACCAGUAUUACCAAGCGCGCGCUACAUACAAUUGAAAGUUACCAUUUUUUUGCAAAAAAAAACGAACACAUAAUACCUUUUUUAAGUAGUGUGAUGAAAUAUAUGAGGUAUAUUUGCGACGGAGAGAAAAUAGGCACAUCUACCUAAAAGAGGUAUUGUAAAUGCAAUAUUCUUAAGAACCUUCUUGCCUUCAUUUGUAGAUCAACACGUUUCUGAUUUUGAUCCCGAUUUUCUUCGUUCAUUACGACAUAUCUAAAUAUUUUAUGUAAUUAUUACCUUAUUCAUCAUUUAUGUCAUUAUGGCCAUGUGUAUAAAAUUUUCAUUGUAUAUUUUAUUAUAAAAAUAUAAAAGUGUAAAAAUUAAAUCUUCA
Hermetia illucens (black soldier fly) is the source of this 2278-nucleotide messenger RNA. Its product is annotated as collagen alpha-1(I) chain. The record is from RefSeq and is a predicted model, not a curated record. NCBI's taxonomy places the organism in Eukaryota, Metazoa, Arthropoda, Insecta, Diptera, Stratiomyidae. The transcript has 4 exons. Gene Ontology annotation, molecular function: chitin binding. Gene Ontology annotation, cellular component: extracellular region. The coding region runs from base 163 to 1647 and encodes 494 amino acids.